This is a messenger RNA of Diorhabda carinulata, 6401 nucleotides long. Its product is annotated as glutamate decarboxylase. The transcript is spliced from 11 exons. Bases 463 to 1998 code for a protein of 511 amino acids. Gene Ontology annotation, cellular component: cytoplasm. Gene Ontology annotation, biological process: carboxylic acid metabolic process. Gene Ontology annotation, molecular function: carboxy-lyase activity; pyridoxal phosphate binding. Lineage: Eukaryota; Metazoa; Arthropoda; Insecta; Coleoptera; Chrysomelidae. The record is from RefSeq and is a predicted model, not a curated record.
CAAUUUUUUCGCUAAUUCGACGACCGCGAAAGUUCAUUAGGUAAUGAAAGUUCGUGUUGAAAAUAACGGAAAACGAAUUGUGACCUGAUACAUUCGCCACCUUAAAAAAUUCCCCCUCAACAUUCACACACAAAAAAAGAAACUUUGAAACUAUUAAAUUCAUCCAGCCCUCAAUCCACGAAGUUUAUUGCUAGUAACUUCGGUGGUAUUCAGAGAUUACCCGAAAAAUUUGUAAUAUCAAUUGAAAAAUCGCCCUUCUACGAAGGGCUGUUACGUCGACAGGCUCAACCCUUGGCAGGGCUCCACCCUUGGACACGAGCCUCCCUCGUGUUGACGUCACGGUGCGCGCGCUGUGCUCGAAACUGGGUCACCACUUUGUGGAUUAUUUGGAAGAAGUUACCACCGGGAGUCGGGAGUUAGACGUCACACACGGUUCUCCAGAAGGUGCUCUUUGGGUCGAAAAUGGCGAACACAUCAAAUUACAAAUUGAGCCCCGCAGUCGCAAAUCUCAAAUAUAACGAUCUCAUCCCUUACCCGAACGCAAACGAUAAAGUCACCCAAGAAUUCCUUCAAAAGGUCGCUGAUAUCCUCAUGGAUUACGUAAAAAAACAAAAUGAUCGAAACGAAAAGAUCCUCGACUUCCAUCAUCCCGAAGAAAUGAUCAAAUUACUCGACCUCAAAAUACCCGAAAACGGUGUCACUUUGAAUCAACUUGUUCACGAUUGCGCCACCACAUUGAAGUACCAAGUCAAAACUGGUCAUCCGCAUUUCUUCAAUCAGCUAUCCACUGGUCUGGAUAUAGUUUCCAUGGCCGGAGAAUGGUUAACAGCUACAGCAAACACCAAUAUGUUCACCUACGAAAUUGCUCCGGUUUUCAUUUUAAUGGAAAACGUUGUUAUGACCCACAUGAGGGAGAUUAUUGGAAAAAACUGGAGAAAAGGCGAUUCCAUAUUAGCACCAGGUGGUUCCAUCUCCAACCUUUACGCCUUCUUAGCCGCCAGACAUAAAAUGUUUCCCAAUUACAAAGAAAAAGGAAUCGCUACUAUUCAAGGCCAAUUGGUUAUGUAUACCUCAGAUCAGAGUCACUACUCGGUUAAAUCAUGCGCAUCUGUUUGUGGUCUGGGUACUGAUAACUGCGUGAUGGUACCUUCAGACGAAUACGGUCGUAUGAUCCCCCAGGAAUUGGAAAAACUUAUUAUCGAUAGAAGAGCUAAAGGGCACAUCCCGUUCUUCGUGGCUUGUACCGCUGGUACUACCGUGUUAGGUGCUUUCGAUCCCAUCAAUGACAUCGCUGAUAUUUGUAAAAAGUACGGAAUGUGGCUACAUGUCGAUGCAGCUUGGGGUGGAGGACUUCUCCUUUCGAAAAAAUAUCGACAUCCCCGUCUCUCCGGUAUCGAGCGGGCUGAUUCCGUCACUUGGAAUCCCCAUAAACUAAUGGGGGCUUUGCUGCAGUGCUCGACUAUUCAUUUCAAAGAAGAUGGUCUCUUGAUGAGCUGCAAUCAAAUGGCUGCUGAUUAUUUAUUCAUGCAGGACAAAUUGUAUGAUAUCAGAUAUGAUACAGGAGACAAAGUAAUCCAAUGCGGACGCCAUAAUGAUAUUUUCAAGCUUUGGUUGCAAUGGAGAGCGAAGGGCGACGAAGGUUUUGAACAACUGAUAGACAGAUUGAUGGAGCUGACCGAAUAUAUGGUCAAACGCAUCAAAGAACAACCUGAUAAGUACUAUCUGAUCAUGGAACCGGAAUUGGUAAACGUUUGUUUUUGGUACAUACCAAAACGAUUAAGAAAUGAACCUCACGGCCCUGCAAGAGAAAAGAAAUUGGGAGAGAUGUGUCCACGUCUAAAAGCCAAAAUGAUGGAAGAAGGAACUUUGAUGACCGGAUAUCAACCUGACGACAGAAGACCGAAUUUUUAUAGAAACAUUAUUUCUUCGGCAGCAGUUACGGAAAAGGAUAUCGACUUUUUAUUGGCCGAAAUGGAUAGACUGGGUCACGAUAUGUAAAAGUCUCCAACUAAAAACAAAUAUUUCUAGUUUUUAUUCCCUGUAGGCACGUUAUUGUUGAGUUUAUGGAACCUCUUCAACCAAACCAAUCCAAUUUAACCAAACUUCGUGUAUACUGAAUUUUCUCCUUAUUCCCAUAGGAAUUGAAGGUUUUCAUAUAAAAUUAUGUUACAGAUAGUCACUUUUUUUGCGUAUAGUUAUUUAAAUAUGGCGCCAAGUCAAUUAAAAAUUAGAUUUUCGAUAAUUGUAUUUGUAGGUGAGUCAAUUGAUAGCAUUUUAUAGAAUUUGGUGAAAAUUUGGUCUAAAUGUGAUGUGUUUAAAAAAAAAUGAAAAUUCACUCUCAUCCUAACUGUAAAAUUUUUAAAUGUGUAAUAUAUUCAAAGAAAAAAAUUAUAGAAAUGUACGUAUGUUAGAAAAUCUACUACCAAACAAUUUUUAAUCGAGUUAAUAAAGCAAUGCGAAUCUUGUCGACUGCGCCAAUUACAUAAAACCGUUACCUAAGGUUGUUUGGUAGUGAAAUAGGACUUACCCAUAUUAGGCUGUACUUCUAAAUGGUGAAAAUGUGUAGCUGACGCAAUAAUUCAAAUGUAUAGAAAAUUUCGUUAUCAUCAUAAAUUUUAUUCGUGCUUAAAAUUGGUGGGUAUAUAGAUACCUUCCAAAAAAAAGGUGAUCCUAAAUAUUUAUUAAAUGUAUAUUUAUAUACAAAUUGUUAUCAUUUUACAGGGUGUACCAUAAAUUAAAGGAAUAUCAGAUAAUUGAGAUACAACUCUGUAAGACAGCAUCUUCAAAACACAAUAAUUUUCUGAAAUUCUAAUAGGUUUGUGACGUUUCACCAUCCUGUAUUUCGAAGUAAUAAUUUCUGUCACACCCUGUAUGUAUGAAACAUGUUUCUAUUUAUAAAAUGUUAAUUUGUUGAUACAGAUUUUGAGGUAUUAUAUUGUUUAAUGAUAUAUUUUUUUAUACAGAAUGGAUAAAAAAUUAUGAUUAUUCGUUUUGAAUAUUUGAUAUCAAGUCUACAACUCUAUCAGUUUAUCUCAUCAUCCAGAUGUCGUCAAUCUAUCAGAUCAAUUUCAACUUUAUAAUGUUUGAUUGAUUUUUACCUAUAAAUUCUUGAAAUAAAGUCAAAAUGUAUUCCUAUCCUCACCCUUCAUUAUUACGCCAAUUAAUUUUUACAACUACGACCUUAAUAGCUCGUUCAACCAUGUAAAGUUUUCACUACCUCAUGUUUUGAAAUUUCUACUUAAGUCUAACAACAAUCUUCUUCUACUGUGUCCAGAAACGAUGUCAUCAUCAUGGAACUAUUCUGAAAUGGGUAAAUCAUCAUUCUAAGAAACGAAAUUUUGAAAAAUCCGCUGCUGGUCGACUUUGCUACAUGUACUAAUUAUUUUGUUCCAUUUUGGAAACGCUGCACAGAUAUUUACCUCCUCUUAUAGGCUCUGAAGUUAAGACAAAUUCGUCACUUGGAAUCCAGCUUGUUUGUAGCAAUUACUAAAUUGUAGUUUUGUGGACGAUAUUUUGAAACUAAUUAAAUUCGUUGUAGUCCACAGAAGUGGUCUUUCACCUUAAAUAUGUUUGAUUUAUACAUCGCUUCGUUUUUUGAAGACCUCUAACCAUCAAUUACAACCAGAAAAUAAUACGAAGCUAAUUUGGAAUUUUCGAAUUUUGGAUCGCUUUUUGAAAUAUUAUUAUACUGUACCUGCUCAAUCCCUAUCGAGAAUCCUGGUUUGUGAGUUACAAAACAAAGUCAAAUGUUUGUGAAAAACGUGUCAAAAUCUAUUCCAUCCUGAUAAAAUGUCUGGUUUAUACAGGGUAUUGAAUUAUAGAGUCCUAAUUGUAGAGGUAUACACCGAACAAAAAAUUUAAAAAUCGGAUCUCACUCAACUAGAUUCGAAAAAUGUCAUUAACAUAGACAAAGAUUUAAAAAGGUCGAGACCUCAUUGGAAUUCUCACUCCAUUUAACCACACUUCACUUUUCGAACACCCCCCAUAAAUUUAAUCUCGCAAAAAUUGACUAUUUUCAAGCAAUCAUUGUAGUUGCACUUUUCGAAUACACCCUAUAAAAAAACUAGAUAUUUUCAAGUACUUAUUUCAACUAAACUUUUCGAAAAAAAAUAAUAAAAAACUGGCCAUUUUCAAAAAUUAUCUUUGUUAUACUUUUUGAGCGCACUCAAUAGACUGGCCAUUUUCAAGCGGACAUUUCAGUUAUACUUUUUGUUCUCGAAAAACUGGCUAUUUUCAAGUGGUUUUAUCAGCUACAUUCUCAGAACAUACCCUAUAAAUUAGUUAUCGAAAAACUGGGCUAUUUUUAAGCGGUUAUCUUUUUUAUAAUUUUUGAACGCACCCCGUAAGUAUGGUCAAGAAAAACUGGAUCUUGUCAAGAGGCUAACACUCUGUAAGUUGAAUGUUUAUUGCAGGGUUAAAAAUAACAAAAAAAAAAUACCGAAAUAAUGCAUGAAUCACAAUAAUAUUGUGACAGUGAUUAACCUUGAAUAACAAAACGAUUCUAUGUUAAUUUCCACGAAUGUAUGCAGAUGACUUGACAUUGAAUUGUACGAAUAAUAUAACUUGAUGGAAUAUUUUGUAUAAAUAUAGUUUCUACAUAUAUGUAAUACUUCUUAAAGGACAGUUUCUAUAAAUGAAAGCUGUUCUGACUAAGGAAGACAGAAUGAUAACGCUUUCUCUAUCCUUCGAGGUACCAGCUCGGUUCUGCGCAUUCUCAAGCAUGCGCAGUAUAGAUAAAGUGUCUUUAACGAGAGAGAAAAUGAAUCUUGUCAACACCGUAACGUAGAGACGUUUUUUUCCAUACCAACUGUCCAAAUAUGGAAGAUUACAUAUAUGAGUUUCUACAGAAUUUUGAUUUUAAAUCAAUUGAAUAGAAAUAUAUAUAUAUAUAUAUAUAUAUAUAUAUAUAAAAUUCAAAUAGAAAGUAUUUAUAUACAUAUAUGUUUAAAUGAUUUGACGCUUCUAAUAUACAGGGUAAUUCGUUAAUCGUCCUAAAUAAUGUCCCCAAAAAAAUCUUCAAUUUGUAAAAUAUUGGAAUGCGAUAUUUCGAUAUCUCAAAAUCAAAAUCGGUUUUUGAAAAUUAAUUUACAUCAUUUUUGAGAUAUUACAAAAAUAUGAAGGUGAAAAAAUUACUAAUAAAUCGAUUAAUUUAGGAAAAACUAACAAUGAAAUUGAAUUUUCCUAAGAGUGUUCUUGUUUUGAAUUGGGAAGAUUAAAGAAAAAUUAGAUGUGGGACAAUCUGUAUAUUAGAAAGUGGAUUGAUCUAUUUCUUGUUAUUAUUUAUUUAGAGCGAGUAUAAACCUGUUACUACUGCCAACAUUUUUAAUGUUUAAAAAUUGUUUAAAUAUUAUGUAAUGUUGAUAAAUAAUAUAAUUUCUGUUAUAUAUUCAUUAUUUAUGUUUUCGAAAUUUUUAUAAAGAAAAUCCCGUAAAUAAGUUAAAUAAAUUUGAGUAGAUAUUAUAAAAAAAAUAAUAUAUCUAUGGGGGAAUUUUCUAUUGUUUCCUAAGUUACUUAAAUACAGAAGGGUCAAAAAUACAGGGUGACUAGAGACUAUUGGAAUCAUGAAUGUGAUGAGAAUUAUAGACGAGCUCAAAGGUUUGGUCAAAAAAAUUGGUAAUCAUGCGCCUCGCUAUUUCCAAAAAAAAUCUAGAACCUCAAUCGUGGGAAAAGCUCAACAAACAGUUAGUAACUGUUUUUUGGUGUUUUAAAUAGAAAAUUUAAAAAGAAAAUGAAUCACUGAUGAUUUAGAACCAUUUUCUGAGUAACUUAUUCACGAGAAACCCUGUAUCCUUUUAUUGAUAACAACAAAAUUACAAUCCAGCAGAUUGAAAUCAUGAAUUACAACUUAGAUGUAUCUAAUGUGGGAAAAAAUCUAAUAACCACGGUUUUCCCGACGCCAUUGAGUAUAUGCUUCGUCAAAUAUCACCAUGGAAACACCAGAGUAUCUACUUAAGUCCUGUCUCCUUCGCUAAAAGGCUUAAGUACCUCGAAAGAGUACUAACACCUUGGAAAGUGGGACUCCAAAAAGAUAGUUCGCUUUAAGAGGAGUUUACGUAUUUUGGAAGCAAAACAACAAGAUGUAGAGUCUUGUACAAAAUAUCUUCUAGAUAUAAAUGCAGAGUAACUGUAAAAUCAAAAAACUCCUCAAACAAUAUACAAAUAAUAAUCAGUGGCAACUAAAUCUGGAGAAUAUAGUGGACAUGGGAACGAUUAUAUUAUUAAACCGUGGUUGUUGGUUUUCUCCUUUUAUUGGUUCACCUCAAAUUGUUGAAUUUAGUUAAUUUGUAGGAUAAUUAAUAGAUUAAUAAAUAUAUAUGGCUUCCAAUCACAAACCAUCGAAUUGUAAUAAAUGUGUAUAUGAAAUUAUAAAGAGAAUAUUAACAAAUAUUAAUCAAACAGUU